Molecule: messenger RNA, 9374 nt
Organism: Dicentrarchus labrax (European seabass)
Lineage: Eukaryota; Metazoa; Chordata; Actinopteri; Moronidae
Gene: chd5
Product: chromodomain helicase DNA binding protein 5
Exons: 40
Coding region: 501-6569 (2022 amino acids)
Biological process (GO): chromatin remodeling; negative regulation of transcription by RNA polymerase II
Cellular component (GO): chromatin; nucleus; NuRD complex
Molecular function (GO): ATP-dependent chromatin remodeler activity; ATP hydrolysis activity; histone binding
Source: RefSeq, a predicted model, not a curated record
UUCUCCGGACUUCCAAAAGGCAACGGGCAGGCGACAGGCGCGCACUGUAUCCGCCUAUUAGCGGCACAUGGCGUUGCCGCACGGUGUGUUUUUUCUUCUUCCGCACACUACUAGUUGAAGUGGUAACUAGGAGAGCAUGACUAACUAGUUGUGGGUGAAAUUAUGGGAUGCAUCGUCAUGGCAACAGACCAGACGUCACAAUCUGGGCAUGUGUGUUCCAUUUUUGUCUUUCUUAUUUUUCAGACUGGAAGACCUGGAUAGAGAUCAGUGGAAAAAAAAAUAAUUAUAAAUGUUUUUUAUUUUUCACUCCCGGAGAGAAAGCCCCAGAUUUACUGCAAACAAAUAAAAUUAAAAAAAAAAAAAUUAUCUCAACUGAGCGGCGAAUACAUUUCUUUUUCUUUUUUUUUUUUUGGUGAAGAAAGAGACUGGGCUGCGGCGUCUGGAGGGUUAACUUUCAGUAUUCUCAGUCUAAAAGGGGGUUUGGGGGCUAUGAGAUAAAGAUGCCGGGGUCGCUGAGUAAUGAAGACGAGGGACAAGACGACAUGGAUUUUGAAGACGAUAUGCCAGACGAGGAUGACGAAGGUGAACGCAACACUGUUCCCCUUACACCCCUUGACAGCUUCUUCUCUGACAACGACUCCCUCAAACAACAAAAGAAGAAGAAGCCCAAAAAGAUGAAAGAGGGGAAAAUGCCCAAAGUAAAGAAGAGGAAAAAGGAGGGGGGAAUCCAGGCAAGAGUUGACAGCGACCUGGAGGAAACCUCAGAGGUGGAGGAGGAACGGGAACGUCCAGAAAUAGGCUCUGAGAGCGAGAACAGCACGUAUGGCCCAACCAAAAAGAAGAAGAAGAAACCUAAGGAGAAGAAGGAGAAGAAGCCCAGGAAGAAGAAGAGAGAUGAGGAAGAUGAUGAUGAUGACGACGAUGAUGGGAACCUGAAAGAACCCAAGUCAUCCAGCCAGUUGAUGCAAGAGUGGGGUCUCGAAGACGUUCAGUAUGGCUUCACCGAGGAUGACUAUAAGACCAUCACAAACUACAAGGCUUUCAGCCAGUUCCUCAGGCCUCUCAUUGCCAAGAAGAACCCGAAGAUUCCCAUGUCAAAGAUGAUGACAGUGUUAGGGGCCAAGUGGCGAGAGUUCAGUGCCAACAACCCGUUCAAAGGCGCAUCUGCCACCGCUGUGGCCGCCGCUGUGGCUGCCGCCGUGGAAACCGUUACCGUGGCACAGCCGACGUCUGUCAGCAGCAGCCAGCCGAGCUCUCAGCUGGGGCCAAUCAAAAAAGCCAAAACCAAAGAGGGAAAGGGACCAGGAGUUAGAAAGAGAAGCAAGACUGUGAAGGAGGUGAAGAAGAAACCCAAGCCGAAGAAGACAAAAUCAAAGUCGGGCCAAAGCGGGAAGAAGAAGAAAGCGUCCUCGAGUGAGGAGGACUUCCUGGAGGAGUCGGACUUUGAUGACAUCAGCAUCCACAGUGCCUCUGUGCUUUCUGAUACCUCGGGGGCCGCCACCAAGAAAAAGGCCCGGCGUGGGCGGAAAAAAAGGAAAAAGGAAGAUGGCGAUGGUUAUGAGACAGACCACCAGGACUACUGUGAGGUUUGCCAGCAGGGUGGAGAGAUCAUCCUGUGUGACACCUGUCCCAGAGCGUACCACCUGGUCUGUCUGGACCCUGAGCUGGAGAAGGCCCCCGAGGGCAAAUGGAGCUGUCCACACUGUGAAAAAGAGGGUAUACAGUGGGAGGCCAAAGAUGAUGAGGAGGAGGAGGAAGAGGCUCCAGGCGAGGAAGAGGAUGACCACAUGGAGUUUUGCAGAGUGUGUAAAGACGGAGGGGAGCUGUUGUGUUGUGACACCUGCCCAUCUUCCUACCACAUCCACUGCCUCAACCCACCUCUCCCCGAGAUACCCAACGGGGAGUGGUUGUGUCCGCGCUGUAUGUGCCCUCCCCUCAAAGGUAAGGUCCAAAAGAUUCUGCACUGGACAUGGGGAGAACCCCCGUUGCCAGCUGAACUGCCUGCAGGCCCUGAUGGCAAGCCAAAUGAUCCACUGACCAAGCCUCCACUCAAGGGCCACCCAGAGAGGGAGUUCUUCGUAAAGUGGGCUGGCCUUUCGUACUGGCACUGCUCCUGGGUCAGCGAGCUGCAGUUGGAGCUGUAUCACACCGUUAUGUAUCGGAACUACCAGCGUAAGAACGACAUGGACGAACCUCCGCCGUAUGACUACGGCUCCGGAGAGGAGGAGCUCAACAGCGAGAAGAGGAAGAGCAAAGACCCCCAGUAUGCUGUGAUGGAGGAGCGCUUCUACCGCUAUGGCAUUAAACCAGAGUGGAUGGUUAUGCACCGGAUACUCAACCACAGUUAUGAUAAGGAUGGUGAUGUGCAUUACCUGAUCAAGUGGAGAGACCUGCCCUAUGACCAGUGCACCUGGGAGGUGGAUGACUUUGACGUCCCAGAAUAUGACAGUCACAAAGCUUCUUAUUGGGACCACAGGGAACAAAUACUAGGUGAGGACCAACGCCCCCUGGUGGUGAGGAAAGGAAAGAGACUCAAAGAGGACCAUCAAAAGAGGGAGGUCCCUCCUGAUGCUCCCAUCAUAGAUCCAACCAUCAAGUUUGAGCACCAGCCGUGGUACAUUAACGCCACUGGGGGAACACUGCACCCAUACCAGCUGGAAGGCCUGAACUGGUUGAGGUUCUCCUGGGCGCAGGGCACAGACACCAUCCUGGCUGAUGAGAUGGGUCUCGGAAAGACGGUGCAGACAAUAGUGUUUCUCUACUCACUCUAUAAGGAGGGUCACUCUAAGGGACCUUUCUUGGUGAGUGCACCCCUCUCCACUAUCAUCAACUGGGAGAGGGAAUUUGAAAUGUGGGCUCCAGAUUUCUACGUGGUGACAUACACUGGAGACAAAGACAGCCGGGCAAUCAUCAGGGAGAACGAGUUCACUUUUGAAGACAGUGCAGUGAAAUCAGGACGCAAGGUGUUUCGCAUGAAGAAAGACACUCCUAUCAAGUUCCACGUGCUGCUGACAUCCUAUGAGCUCAUCACCAUAGAUCAAGCCAUUCUGGGCUCCAUCACAUGGGCCUGCCUGGUGGUAGAUGAGGCCCACAGACUGAAGAACAACCAAUCAAAGUUUUUCAGAAUUCUCAAUGGGUAUAAGAUCUACUACAAGCUGCUGCUCACUGGGACUCCUCUUCAGAACAACCUGGAAGAGCUGUUCCACUUGCUUAACUUCCUCACCCCAGAGCGCUUCAAUAAUCUGGAAGGCUUUCUGGAGGAGUUUGCUGAUAUCUCCAAGGAGGACCAGAUCAAGAAGCUCCAUGACCUGCUCGGCCCUCAUAUGCUCAGAAGGCUGAAAGCCGAUGUCUUCAAGAACAUGCCUGCAAAGACAGAGCUGAUUGUCAGAGUGGAGCUCAGCCCCAUGCAGAAGAAAUAUUACAAGUUUAUUUUGACGCGAAACUUUGAGGCUCUGAACUCCAAAGGUGGAGGGAACCAAGUGUCCCUGCUCAACAUUAUGAUGGACCUGAAGAAGUGCUGCAACCAUCCCUACCUGUUCCCCGUGGCUGCUGUGGAAGCUCCUGUAUUACCCAAUGGUUCAUAUGAUGGCAACCUACUGGUGAAGUCCUCAGGAAAACUGACGUUGCUUCAGAAAAUGCUGAAGAAACUCAAAGAUGAAGGACACAGAGUUCUCAUUUUCUCUCAGAUGACAAAGAUGUUGGAUCUGCUUGAGGAUUUUCUUGAGUUCGAGGGUUACAAAUAUGAACGUAUUGAUGGAGGGAUUACUGGAGGCCUGAGGCAGGAGGCCAUUGACCGCUUCAAUGCUCCUGGCGCUCAGCAGUUCUGCUUCUUGCUUUCAACACGAGCUGGAGGUCUUGGCAUCAACCUUGCGAGUGCAGACACUGUCAUCAUCUACGACUCUGACUGGAAUCCUCACAAUGACAUUCAAGCUUUUAGCAGAGCCCACCGUAUUGGCCAAAACAAGAAAGUGAUGAUCUAUCGUUUUGUGACGCGGGGCUCAGUGGAGGAGCGAAUCACUCAGGUGGCGAAGAGGAAGAUGAUGCUGACCCACCUGGUGGUGAGGCCCGGCCUGGGCUCCAAAACAGGCUCCAUGUCCAAACAAGAAUUGGACGACAUCCUCAAGUUUGGCACUGAGGAGCUUUUCAAGGAUGAAAUGGAAGCAGCCCGAACCAUGGGUCAAAACAUGAAGCGCUUCUCGACAACAACAGGUGACAACAAAGAUGGUGAGGAGGGUAAUGUCAUUCACUAUGACGAUGAUGCUAUCUCGAAGCUGUUGGACCGCAGCCAGGACGCCACUGAAGACACAGAGAUUCAGAACAUGAACGAGUACCUGAGCUCCUUCAAGGUGGCUCAAUAUGUGGUGAAAGAAGAGGACGGAGAGGAAGAGGUGGAGCGGGAGAUCAUCAAGCAGGAGGAGAACGUGGAUCCAGACUACUGGGAAAAACUCCUUCGCCACCACUAUGAGCAACAGCAGGAGGAUCUGGCCCGCAACCUUGGCAAAGGAAAACGCAUCCGAAAGCAGGUCAACUACAAUGAUACGACUCAGGAGGACCAAGAGUGGCAGGAUGAUCUUUCAGACAAUCAGUCGGAGUACUCUGUGGGGUCCGAGGACGAGGACGAAGAUUUUGAGGAGAGACCUGAAGGUGGACGCAGACAUUCUCGUCGGCAGCUGAAGAGUGAGAAAGACAAACCUCUGCCACCCUUACUGGCGCGAGUUGGGGGCAGUAUUGAGGUUCUGGGGUUCAACGCCCGCCAGAGGAAAGCCUUCCUCAAUGCCAUCAUGCGCUGGGGCAUGCCUCCUCAGGAUGCUUUCAACUCCCAUUGGCUGGUUAGAGACCUGAGAGGCAAGAGUGAGCGUGAGUUCAGGGCCUACGUGUCUCUAUUCAUGAGACAUCUAUGUGAGCCGGGGGCAGAUGGAGCAGAGACCUUUGCUGACGGAGUCCCGCGUGAGGGACUGUCUCGUCAGCAUGUUCUUACCAGGAUCGGAGUCAUGUCCCUUGUCAGGAAAAAGGUGCAAGAGUUUGAGCAUGUAAAUGGAAAGCUGAGUUCUCCAGAUCUAAUUCCCAUCGGCAUGGAGCUGAAGAAGCUGACUGAGAGUUUAUCUUCUGAUCCCAACACCCCUGUGCCAGCCAGCCCUGUCGCUACACAGCCGGGCACUCCCGUCCCGCCAGAGAAGACGGAUUCUCUCUUGGGUACUGCUGAGGACAAGGAGACCACAGAGCAAGAUAGCAAGAAAGUGUCAGAGCAGGAAGCUUUCAGUGCAGAGCCAGCAUCUGUACCUGAGAAGGCAGCUGACAGUGAAGAGAGCAAGGCCAGCACAGAGGAGAAAACAGGAGAUGAGAGGGACACAACCGAGUCACCCUCUACAAAGACAGAGCCAUCUGCCAACCCAAAAGAGUCUGUUUUGAAACAGACCGAGCUGUCAUCCAGUCAAACCUCACCUAAAAUGGAUCCCUGCAAAGAAACAGAGAGGUCCUCAGAAAAAGGAGAUACUGAUUCUCCUCUGGCAAAAACUGAAGACAAGGAAAACAAGCCAGCAGACGAUGUGAAGAGUGAGGAUGCAUUAGAGGGUCGAUUGAAUGGAGACAAAGAUACUUUGGAUGAGAUCGAUGAGAGCAGGAAGGAGGACAAAAAUGGAUUCAAAGCCAAGUUCAUGUUUAAUAUCGCUGAUGGAGGUUUUACAGAAUUGCACACCCUCUGGCAAACUGAAGAGCGAGCGGCGCUGUCUUCUGGAAAGAUGCAUGAUAUCUGGCACCGUCGCCAUGACUACUGGCUGUUGGCUGGCAUCGUAACACAUGGCUAUGCUCGCUGGCAAGACAUUCAGAAUGACCCACGCUAUGCUAUUCUGAAUGAACCCUUCAAGACUGAGAUGCAUAAGGGCAACUACCUGGAGAUGAAGAACAAGUUCCUGGCUCGCCGCUUUAAGUUGUUGGAGCAGGCUCUGGUGAUUGAGGAGCAGUUGAGGAGGGCAGCUUACCUGAAUAUGACCCAGGACCCGAGUCACCCGGCCAUGGCUCUCAACACUCGCUUCACUGAAGUGGAAUGUCUGGCAGAGUCUCAUCAGCACCUGUCCAAAGAGUCCCUGGCCGGGAACAAGCCUGCCAAUGCCGUGCUGCACAAAGUGCUCAACCAGCUGGAGGAACUUCUGAGUGACAUGAAAGCAGAUGUGACACGACUGCCCAACAUGCUCUCCAGGAUCCCGCCGGUGUCAGCCCGUCUGCAGAUGUCCGAGAGGAGCAUCCUGAGCCGCCUCACCAGCCGAGGAAGCGAGCCUCCGCCACAGCAGGUGAGAUGGGACGCGAUCAUCAAAAAGCCUUUCAGUCAGGGUGGGUUUGGCUGCUCCCAGAUGUACAGCAGCAGCUUUGGUGGAGGAUUUAGAGGACCAGGUGGACAGCCCAUGGUCAACUACAGUCAGAUGCCUCUGGGACCCUACGUCAGCGUGUCCACUAAUGGCCCUCCACCCCCUACAAGCCAUCUGGACAAGAAGUCACUUGAAUCCUUGAGAGACGUGGCUACGCCUGACCUCAAGUCGGGCAAACCUAGUGAUGUCAUCUGUAUUGAGGACUAGACCAGCUGUGUAACACUGACCUCAGGUCAGAAACUCCCAGGUAUGGAUUCUGUAUGGAUGACAGCUGCCCAUCUCUUCCACCACAUCCUCCUACUUCUCCUGCUCCUUCCUGACUUAAAAAUCUACAAAAUCAAGCUGUCUGUCUGCGGAUAAGGCGAUUAACUUUUUGAUUAAUGCAGAUGUAUCUAUCUUAACAAUUGCACUUUUAUCUUUCAAGGAUUCUAUAGAAGUAUUUCAGUAGAUGUUUGCUUUUGUUUACCUGUGCUGGAGAGCCGAAGAUUAGGAGGGAAAAUGAAGCAGCUUUUCGGAAAGAGGAAUUUUUUUUCCAGCCCUGCACUACAAGGCAGAACUCAAGCAAGUUGGCAUGACUGAGUUUCAGAUGCUCUUGAUUGGGGCUCAUUCUAAUCUUGGAAUGUGUGUUUUGUUCGUGCCAGCCUCGAAUUUGUCAUUCUGCGUGCCCCCUGUUGCUUUUAUCCAUCUGCCUAUUCACUGUACACUGUGACUGUGCCCACUGGAGCUUGUUCUCUGUGAAGAGGAGUGGAGUUAAGGACGUCUUCAGUCAUAGUUUGAUAGGAGGCUGUUUUCCUGAGGGCCGAUAUUGUUACUUUAAAUGAAUAUGUGUUUUGUCAUUCAUGUAGUAACCAGUGGAUAAAUUAUUGAUUUGAAAGCAUCAAAAACUAUUAUCAUGUAUGCAGUAGCUGGACACAGUCUGUCUGAAUCCUCUAAAGACUGCCACCCGCUGGUAAUUUGGAGAAAGUAAUCUCUGCCAAACCUGCAGAUACACUUGACUGCAGUACCAGUAACCUGUGAGGGUUGGCUUCUUGUACUGUAUAUACUCAGAGACUGCUGUUUAUUUUACCUCACAUAGGUCUAAUCAUAGUGAAAAUAUGUAUACAUACAAGGAUGAAAUCAGAAGCCUGGCUUGGCGUCGUACAUGAAGAUCAAGCAGAGAAGAAAACUGCUGCAGGAGUGGCAAAAAUGAUUUUUAACGCAUUUCAGAGAAGACUGAGUAUUUCUGUGUAUGGUACAAUAUUUGUGAUUCUUAUUAUAUUUGAAUGUUAGUAGUGGCUGUAGAGCUUAACCCUGGGGCCAUGACCAGUGGGACUGCACUAUAAACAGGAACUCAUCUGGUCUACAUCCACAUACAGGGCUGUUCAGGCCUGACUGAGAACAGAGUCCUGAGUGGAGAGUGGCUUUUUUCCUCUUAGGUACAUCCCAGGGACUUUCCGGGUUCCCUUUCAUUGUUAUAACUGAAUAAGAACAUAUGUGCUUAUGGCGCAGUGUCACCUUAAGUCUAGUAUUUGUCUCUUUCUGUUAAGGUAAAAUAAGAUGUAUUUGGUCACUUGGUGCCAUUAAAGAAAAUGAUCCAGUAUGAUUUGUUCUUUGAUGCAGUGUAUUUCCUCCACGGAGGUGAAGACUGUAAUUGGUGGUGUCACAGUCUAAACCUACAUUUGAAGGAAUGUUCUCUGUACAUCAGCUUCUAAGGACCAAUGUUGCACAGCAUUAAUCUUUAGAUUAUGUCUUCACUUCCAGUUUCCUCAGUUCUGUUUGGGUUCUUUCGAGAGUGUAUUUUGCUGCCUAUUGCUUUACCUGGUGUGAAGACACAUUAGCAUGGUAUAGCUACAUAUCUUGUCCAUUCCCUCUACUACUAUUAUGUGCUAAAGUGACUGUCCACUAAGUAAAACAAUCUUUUAUAAAUUCAAGCUUACUAUAUUUCCUUUUCUAUGAAGGCAUUGCUCGAAUGUUUGGACUCCAAGUGCAAAUUGCUAUUGCCAUAAAUUUGUCUUUUUUUUCUUUUUCCAAAGACCAGUGGCGUUACCUGUUUGUAUUAUUAUUGCCAUUGCCACAGCACUUAUUUGACAUUGUUUGGAUGAUGAUUGUGAUUGGACUAAUCUAAACUGAAGAGGUAGAGUUGUACAGAGUUGUUGAGUGUAUUUUCUUACUCUCCUUUUGCCACUUCAAAUGGUUGUCCUGAGGUGCUCUCUUCUGACCCCUUGUCACUAACUUAGAUUGUCACUGCAACCUCCUCGCCCAUCAUUUCUCAGACAACAUGCUUUAACUUUACAACUAAAAUUCAGUUUCAAAACAUCAAAUGAAUCUUGAAGUGCAUCAUAUCAGUUUUUGCUCUUCUUUGUUAGUGUUUAUCAGUGCUGUUUUGUUCACUGUGUUUCUGUUCAUGCCAUCAAUUACUUGACCAUGACAUGUAUUAGGUUUCUUGACAGAUAGAACCUCAGAAACAUGUAAAUACUUGAAAGAUUUUUCAGAGAUAAGUCCAUCUCAUACAGAUUUAUGUAUCAAACUGAAAAAAAGAUGAAUGUCUGCUGGAUGGUGUUGCCAUAGAACUGCAGUGUGCACCGUAUGUGCUCAUCAGUCAAAAUCAUGUCCUUUUCCCUCUGGAGUGAUGACCAUGAGAUGACGUCAAAAACACAAUACUCCAAUGAAAUGCAAUCAAACUGAAGUCAGUAUGAAUGUAAUGUCUGUUAGAAAAAAAAGGCUUCAGUCUAAUAUUAUAAAUAUGUUAACAAUGUAUGUACAUGCUUAUUAACAUGGCUUCAAAAGCUACCAAAAGACCCUGAUAAAAGGCACCUUUGUUGCAGUGAAUGCACAGCAUGUGAAGCGUUUGAUAUGACGGUUCACUUUGGGGAGGUGGUAGUGUAUCUAGCAUUUACAGACAAUGAGCUCCAAGCAGUGUUAUGGUUCUGAUAUUUGUGCUGUAUAGCAAUUGAAUGAAAAAGUGAAUUGUCAUCUUUUUAUUUGUAUUCUGUGUAUUUGUUCAAUGUGUUUUAAUAAAUCUUCUGGACAACA